AUGACCAUCUCUCUAACAUUACGUCUUCGUACCGCUCUUCUUAUCUCUCUAAUCACUCUCACGUGCCCAAAGCGAUGCACAUCGCAUGCUCCACUUACGCUAAAGCUAUUGCACACAAAAUUAAUCAGAAACAAUUACUUGCAUCCCAAACAAAUUCCCUCUUCUCGUUUUGAUAACUUGUGGCCCACGGACACAGCGGAUAUCGUCUCACAUGUCACACCUAUUCCAAGUCCAGCAGCAUUCGUCGCAAACAUCUCUAUCGGCGACCCACCGGUUUCGCAGCUCCUACUCAUCGACACAGGCAGUGACCUAACUUGGAUCCAGUGUCUUCCUUGCAAAUGUUACCCUCAAACAAUUCCUUUUUACCACCCUUUAAGAUCUUCCACUUACCGUAACGCAUCUUGCGAAUCCGCACCACAAGCCAUGCCUCGAAUCUCUCGCGACGAAGAGACCGGAACUUGCCAAUAUUACCUCCGCUACCGAGACUAUUCGACCACCGGAGGCGUUUUAGCCGAGGAAAAGCUCACUUUUCAAACAUCCGACGACGGUUUAACCGCUAAACCUAACGUUGUCUUCGGCUGCGGACAAGACAACUCCGGUUUCACUCAAUACAGUGGCGUCCUCGGUUUAGGACCCGGUAAAUUCUCCAUAGUAACACGUAAUUUCGGGUCUAAAUUCUCUUACUGCUUCGGCAGCUUAACCGAUCCGACAUAUCCUCACAACAUUCUCAUCCUCGGAGACGGCGCAAGAACCGAAGGCGAUCCAACUCCUUUACAUAUAUCAAAAGACCGUUACUACCUUGACCUCCAAGCAAUCUCCUUAGGAGAGAAACUUCUUGAUAUUGACCCCGGCGUUUUCAAGAGAUAUGGAUCACAAGGAGGCACGGUCAUCGACACGGGCUGUUCACCGACGAUUCUUGUAAGAGAAGCUUACGAAACGCUCUCUGACGAAAUCGAUAAUCUUCUAGGAGAUGUUCUCACGCGCGUCAAAGGUUGGGAGCCAUACACGAAUCCAUGCUACGUUGGGAAUAUGAAACUCGAUCUCUUGGGAUUUCCCGUCGUCACGUUUCAUUUCGCCGGCGGAGCUGAGCUGGCGUUAGACGUUGAGAGCUUGUUCGUUAGCAGUGGAAGUGGAGAUAGGUUUUGUUUGGGUAUGAGUAUGAACACGUUCGAUGAUAUGAGCGUAAUUGGUGCCAUGGCUCAGCAGAAUAAUAAUGUUGGGUAUGAUCUUCGAAACAUGAAGGUUUAUUUCCAGAGGAUUGAUUGUGAACUUCUUGAUUCUUAA
Molecule: messenger RNA, 1284 nt
Organism: Microthlaspi erraticum
Lineage: Eukaryota; Viridiplantae; Streptophyta; Magnoliopsida; Brassicales; Brassicaceae
Source: the annotation of a GenBank genome assembly